Messenger RNA from Olea europaea var. sylvestris, 879 nucleotides. RefSeq names its product histone deacetylase complex subunit SAP18-like. Gene Ontology annotation, cellular component: nucleus. The transcript is spliced from 6 exons. Gene Ontology annotation, biological process: negative regulation of DNA-templated transcription. Bases 70 to 558 code for a protein of 162 amino acids. The record is from RefSeq and is a predicted model, not a curated record. Lineage: Eukaryota; Viridiplantae; Streptophyta; Magnoliopsida; Lamiales; Oleaceae. Gene Ontology annotation, molecular function: transcription factor binding; transcription corepressor activity.
UGGAUCUUGUAAUUUCCACAAAAAUAUAGAAGUUUUGGCCAAAAUUAUAAGCGUACCCUAAACCCAGCAAUGGCAGAAGUACAAAGAAGACCAGGGGGAAGGCCGCUGCCUCAGUCGGCGAGGGGUCCACCGCCGCCUCCUGCUGCCAAGCCUCGGCCUCGCUUCGAACCCGUCGACCGGGAGAAGACUUGUCCAUUGUUGCUUCGCGUUUUCACUAAGGUUGGAGACCAUCAUAUUGAUGGGGAGUUUGCGGUGAGGGGCAAGGAACCCAAGGAUGAGGUUCAAAUUUAUACAUGGAUGGAUGCGACUUUGCGUGAAUUAACUGAUCUGUUGUUUGUUUCCCAGGUUAAAGAGGUUGCUCCAGAGGCGAGAAGAAGAGAUGCUAUUCUGUCAUUUGCUUUUGUCUAUCCUGAUAAACGUGGUCGUUUUGUAGUUAGAGAGGUGGGAAGAACCUUUUCUUACCCCAAUGGGAGGCGACCUGACAGUGGAAGCAAAUCCUUGAGUGAGCUUAGCUUUCAGAUAGGUGAUUACUUGGAUGUUGCAAUUCUGUUGCAGUAACCAGUCUGCUUCAUGAUAUGAUAUCUAUGAACAUGUUGCGGGCUUGCUUUUUAGAGAUGGUGGCCCUUCCGACGUGCCUUCAAAUUUCUCUGUAUUUUGUAUGAUGCACUGGAGAGACAGUAAUCCAUGUAGUAGUAUCUCCACUAAGAAAUACUAUCGAGCCUAUAUAGGUUUUAGUUAUCUAGUUCCCCUACUUCCUGUGAACAAUUUUGUGCAAUUUGAUCGAGCUAUGAAGAACAAGAAAGUGCUUAUGAUAGUGAUUAAUGUAAGGCAAACAUGUUUUGAUUUAUGUUUGAGAAGGAUCUUGGUCGCUUCUGUCUA